Molecule: messenger RNA, 1410 nt
Organism: Macrosteles quadrilineatus (aster leafhopper)
Lineage: Eukaryota; Metazoa; Arthropoda; Insecta; Hemiptera; Cicadellidae
Product: cell surface glycoprotein 1-like
Exons: 3
Coding region: 1-1410 (469 amino acids)
Source: RefSeq, a predicted model, not a curated record
AUGUGGCAAUAUGGCCUUUGCAUUAACACAUAUCUUGCAAGGACCUUCCUCAGGUUUACUGGGGACAGGUAUUCCGACAGAGCUCUAGGCGCCUUAGAGUUGCCAGGUAACAGCCAACACACCAUCGAACCAAGUUACAAUGCUACUGACCUAGACACGGAGGAUGUUAUCCUUGAAGAACCUGUUCGUCAACCCCCUCCUCCUGUGAUGGAACCAAUUGCCGAAAGGCAACCUAGGCUACCUGUCGCUGAAAGGCAACCAGUGCAGCCUAACCCUAGUGAAGCUGAAAGGCAACCAGUGCAGCCUAACCCUAGUGAAGCUGAAAGCCAACCAGUGCAGCCUAACCCUAGUGAAGCUGAAAGGCAACCAGUGCAGCCUAACCCUAGUGAAGCUGAAAGGCAACCAGUGCAGCCUAACCCUAGUGAAGCUGAAAGGCAACCAGUGCAGCCUAACCCCUGUGAAGCUGAAAGGCAACCAGUGCAGCCUAGCCCUAGUGAAGCUGAAAGGCAACCAGUGCAGCCUAGCCCUAGUGAAGCUGAAAGGCAACCAGUGCAGCCUAACCCUAGUGAAGCUGAAAGGCAACCAGUGCAGCCUAACCCUAGUGAAGCUGAAAGGCAACCAGUGCAGCCUAACCCCUGUGAAGCUGAAAGGCAACCAGUGCAGCCUAGCCCUAGUGAAGCUGAAAGGCAACCAGUGCAGCCUAGCCCUAGUGAAGCUGAAAGGCAACCAGUGCAGCCUAACCCUAGUGAAGCUGAAAGGCAACCAGUGCAGCCUAACCCUAGUGAAGCUGAAAGGCAACCAGUGCAGCCUAACCCUAGUGAAGCUGAAAGGCACCCAGUGCAGCCUAACCCUAGUGAAGCUGAAAGGCAACCAGUGCAGCCUAACCCUAGUGAAGCUGAAAGCCAACCAGUGCAGCCUAACCCUAGUGAAGCUGAAAGCCAACCAGUGCAGCCUAACCCUAGUGAAGCUGAAAGGCAACCAGUGCCGCCUAACCCUAGUGAAGCUGAAAGGCAACCAGUGCAGCCUAACCCUAGUGAAGCUGAAAGGCAACCAGUGCAGCCUAACCCCUGUGAAGCUGAAAGGCAACCAGUGCAGCCUAGCCCUAGUGAAGCUGAAAGGCAACCAGUGCAGCCUAGCCCUAGUGAAGCUGAAAGGCAACCAGUGCAGCCUAACCCUAGUGAAGCUGAAAGGCACCCAGUGCAGCCUAACCCUAGUGAAGCUGAAAGGCAACCAGUGCAGCCUAACCCUAGUGAAGCUGAAAGGCAACCAGUGCAGCCUAACCCUGAUCAGGCCGAAAGGAUGAAUCCUCAUCGGAAGAAACUUUGCCUGCGUUGCAUACAUCCGCCCGCAGUGUCAAUGCUGCUGUCGCAGCACCACCUCGUCCCGUACCACAACCAGCCGUUCCGCUGA